This is a messenger RNA of Anopheles marshallii, 450 nucleotides long. RefSeq names its product NADH dehydrogenase [ubiquinone] 1 alpha subcomplex assembly factor 2. The record is from RefSeq and is a predicted model, not a curated record. Bases 1 to 450 code for a protein of 149 amino acids. Gene Ontology annotation, cellular component: membrane. The transcript is spliced from 2 exons. Gene Ontology annotation, biological process: mitochondrial respiratory chain complex I assembly. Lineage: Eukaryota; Metazoa; Arthropoda; Insecta; Diptera; Culicidae.
AUGGCAAACGGUCCACCAACACGUAAUUUGUUGCGCAUUGUGUUGGACAAUUUUCUGAAAUCGUUUCGACCCCGCCAGAUAAAAGGAAAUUACGUUGGAGAGGAUUAUUUUGGCAAUAAAUAUUAUGAAAUUCCUCCCGAUCCAUCCGUUGGACGACGACGUGCAUCCCGCUGGUUCGAACCUACUGCUAAAGAAGCAUACGAUCAAGAGAUUACUGCCGAGUGGGAAGCUUGGCUGCGCGGUAGAAGGAAGGAACCACCGACAGAGCAGGAACUAUUAAAAAAUUUGGCUAUUAUGAAAAUGAAGGAGCGUAACGCAGCUGAACUGGAAGCAAAGUAUAGCAAACCGAAAGAUGCAGUGGCGCUAGAGCAACAAAAAACUGGAAUGGGAUCGUUCCCUCAGUACGACGAGUACGAAGUGAUGCCUGGGAAAGGAAAACACGACAAAUAG